This is a messenger RNA of Paramecium octaurelia, 361 nucleotides long. NCBI's taxonomy places the organism in Eukaryota, Ciliophora, Oligohymenophorea, Peniculida, Parameciidae. The record is from the annotation of a GenBank genome assembly.
AUAAUGAAAAUUUAAUCUUGAUAAAUAAAAGACUAACUGGUUUCAGUUAAUUUAAUUAAAGAAUUGUAAAAAGCUUAAGCAUUUAAAUUUGUAUGGGAAUCUCAUAACUCAACAGCUUGAUUAUAAAUAUAAAGUUAUUGCAAUUUUACCUAAUUUAAUAAUACUUGAUUUCAAAAACAUUACACAAUAAGUAGUUAAAUUAAUAAAUUCAAAUUAGGAAAGACAAACAGCUGAAGAAUCUUUCAAGCCUGAUGAAUUCCUGAUAAUAUGAAUUUAAUUAAUUUGAAAGAUACUAGUUUAGACAAAGAACAUAUAAAAAAUUAUUGGGUAAUGCUAAAACAUUUGAUUAAAUUGACUAAUU